AUGAGGUGGUCAAUGAUUGGUGACUAACACAGCACAAAACCAAAACGGAAUCAACUGCUCAUCAGCCAUGGAAACUACUUUAUCUCCACCUCUGUCUGCACCUCGAUUCUCGAGCUUCAUUACCGCCAACACUAAGUUGUAUGAAAAACCCACAAAACAUGUCUGUUUCUUGUCCCCUUUGUCCAAAUCUUUUCACCCAAAACUCACUUUUCACACCAAGAAAAUGCAAAUCAAUUGCCUCAGUGCCUCCUCUAGCUCUUCUGAGCUGAACCCAUCUCCACAACUUGCUGUUCUUCUUGAAGUUGAUGGGGUUCUAAUGGAUAUAUAUGGCGGGGGGAAUCGUGAAGCCUUCAAUGUAGCGUUUCGGAAGCUCGGUCUUGACUGCGCAAAUUGGACAAAACCAAUUUAUAACGAUCUAAUUAGGAAGAGUGCUGGUGACGAGAAGAUGAUGUUGUUUUUGUAUUUCAACAGGAUUGGCUGGCCUAGUUCUUUGCCUACAAAUGAGAAGGAAACGUUUAUGAAAAACGUUCUGCGUGAAAAGAAAACUGCGCUGGAAGAUCUUGUGAUGUCAAAGAGUAUACCUUUAAGACCUGGUGCAGAAGAUUUCAUGAAUGAAGCAAUUAAAGAAGGGAUUCCAGUAGUCAUUCUGACAGCCUACAGUAAAAUCGGGGAUAAAAUAGCCAGGUCUAUGAUUGAAAAACUUGGAAUCGAAAUAGUGUCAAGGAUAAAAGUUGUCGGAACUGUGGAGGCAGAAAAAAGUUUUUACGGCCAACUUGUUCUUGGUGAAGGUGUGUCAUCUAGCUUGGAUGAGCAAUUAAUUAGAGAAGCAAGAAAAGCGGCUUCUGCUGAAAAACAAAGAAUCGCAAAGGAAGUUGCAUCCAUGUUGAAGCUGAGUGUUGACAUUGAUACCAGUUCAAGUGAAAGUUUACAGAAAAUUGUGACUGCUCUACGAGCAGCGGCAGAAUACGUUGAAGUGCCAGUUUCAAAUUGUGUGCUUGUUGCUGGAAGCCAAUCUGGAGUAGCUGGGGCUGAACGAAUAGGCAUGCCUUGCAUUGUUCUCCGCAGCAGUUCAACAAUGAGGGCCGAGUUCACAUCAGCGAAUGCUACAUUGGAUGGAUUUGGUGGUGCAGAUCUAACAAUUGCUAAACUUCUCAGCAAAAGAUGGCUAUAAUCUUUUGGGGAGACUCCUACAAGUUGAGUUGCUGUAUUCUAGUUCCUCUCUACCUGAAAAGUACUUGCAGCUCAACCUGGUCUAAUAUUCUGUUUUGUAACAAAUCUUCACAACUUGACAUUUAAAGUUCCACUGCUGACUUUUUUACUAUUUACAUUUAAAGUUCCACAGCGACUGGUGUCCAACAUGGAUGGAUACGUCUGAGUGUCGGACUCAACAAUAUUUUAAAAAAUAUUCUAUGUUUUUGACUUGAAAUAAGUAUUCGAAUGUUCAUACUCA
Messenger RNA from Daucus carota subsp. sativus, 1450 nucleotides. RefSeq names its product CBBY-like protein. Lineage: Eukaryota; Viridiplantae; Streptophyta; Magnoliopsida; Apiales; Apiaceae. The transcript has 11 exons. Bases 68 to 1171 code for a protein of 367 amino acids. Gene Ontology annotation, molecular function: hydrolase activity. The record is from RefSeq and is a predicted model, not a curated record.